GAGUCCAACUUUGCAUGAGGAAGUGAUGUUCAAGUAGUAUUUCCUUGAAGCUCUAACUGAAUGUUCUGCACGUGCUAUUUCCCAGUCUGUGGCGGUCAGUGGCCGAUGUGGUAGUGUUUGUCAACAAUAUGGACACAAACCGGCUCUUCGCAGAGUCUUUCUGGGACUCAGAUCUCACGGGAACCUCGGGGUUUGAUGCUUUAGAACGGAGACUCAAAGAUGGAAGGAAACUCUGUAAGGAUCUGGAGGAGUACUACCGUCAAAGGAGUAAGAUUGAGCUACAGUACGUGAAAGACCUACAGAAGCUGACAAGGAACAUGGACCAUAAAGAAGAAAUCGGGGUGUUAGAGGAGUCAUGGAACGCACUGAAAACACAAACAGAAAUCUUAUGUCACCACCACGACACCGCUUCUGGCCAUUUCUCUUCCCUGAUGACGGAUCUGGAGAGGCUGAACGAUGAGCUGAAAAUACGUGGCAAACAGGUUCAUGACAGAACGGCGAAGUCCCAUAACUAUGCAAAAACGUGUUUUACAAAACACAAUCAACUCCAAAAAUCAUACGAACAAAAGUGCACGGAGUACAGUACCAUUCAAAACGAUGGUAAAUUCAAUGACAGUGUCGACCAAAAAACCGCCCAAAAGCAAAAAUCAAAGGAACAGAAAGCAAAAGACGAAAUGGUAAAAGCGGAUUGUCUAUAUCGGUCAUCGGUAGAUUCACUUAAAAGCGCUCAGAAGAUUUGGGAGGAAGACAUGGUAAAUGCUUGUAAGGUACAUCGGGAACUUGACGCCGAGAGAAUUGAGGUAAUCCGUGACGUCAUGUGGAAAGGGACGAACGUCGACUCUCAAAUGUGCGUGGACCACGACAUGUGCUCUGAAUAUAUCCGGAAUCAUUUGGAGAAGUGUAGCAUUGAGAAGGAGAUGAUUGCUUUCGUAGAGCGGGCACGGGUAGGACACAGACGACCAGCUUAUACAGAAUACCAUAAUUAUUUCAAGCGGAUCAGCCAGGGCCCUUAUCAGAAUCCGUUACCACAAGUUCCGCGAAGAAUGUCUCAUUCAUCGAAUCAAAACGAGGAAUCCCUCUAUCAAAUCGUAGCAUGACGUCAUAAAAUGACAGGAAACCAUUUUGUGAUGAAUUAUGACGUCAUGUUAUAAUGUGACGUAGUCCGACAAGUGUUAAAGGAAUUUGGUGAUCGAGAUAGGAAUGUUUUUUAUGAUCUGUUGAUAGUUUUAUUGUUGGUUCCAAUAUCAUGGACGGAUUGAAGAUAUAUAUAUAUAUACAUCUAUUUACAUUUUAAAAUGAAUGGUUACUAUUGAUAUCAUUUUAAGUAUUUUUGAAUAUUUUAUGUUUGUGUAUCCUUCCUAACUCGUCCUCAUAGGAGCUAAACCUCCGAUAACUUCGUGUUUAUAAGGCGGAGAUAGACAGAUUAAAAUGACACUGAUCCAACUGUGUUAAUAUACAUAAUCUUAUAAAAAUCAGACAGAUUGGUCGCUAUACAUGCAUUUGUUAACCGUGUGAAAACCAGACCAAUAGGUCUCUAUAUUUGUAAAUCAAAAUCCUAUAAAAACAAGACGGAUUAGUCGCUAUAUUUGUAAAUCUUAUACAAGAUAUCCCAGAGGGAUUCAGACUGGUCCUCUCUCUGCUUUUCCUUUUAAUGAUCUGAUAACAAGAGCAAGUGGGACCUACAUGUGAAGUUUGAGAAACAUCCCUUCAGUUCUUUUCAAGAAAUAACUAGGGACCAAGGGAAACAUACACAUGAAGUUUAAGGAACAUUCUUCAGCACUUUUGAAGAAAUAGUGAUAAGAAGGAUUAUUUACAGACAAAGAUGGAGGCAGUGAUCCAAAAACUAGGCACAGGUGCAUCAGUUCACAAGUACAUUCACAGUUUUGUCGUACCCCUGUGUCGUAAACAGUAGGAAUUCUGACACAGAUGGACAAAAUAAAAUCGUGAUAUUAAAGUGUAUAAAUAAUGUUUGGUGGUGUAGAAAUCCACAAUGUGCUCCCCAAUAAUGUCUUGGUCAUGUUUCAAGAAAUUCUUAGUAUGAAAGCUGAAAUAUAAUGAUAAUGACAAAAUUGUGAAGUUUAGAUUUUUUAUUAAUAAACUCAGCGAUGAAAUACAGGAAGGGCAGUUAAACAACAAACUAGAGCAGGGUUACAUGGAUAGAAUGACUGGAAUUCCAUACAAAGUGAUGACGUAUUGAGUAACAGACAAACUCCUGUUACCAAUGUAGAUACCAAUGGACAAAUAAUUCUUGUCUUGCAAGACAUAGAACAAAGAUUUUCAACAAUAUGAAACAGUUGAUAUCCUAACUUGCAGGCAAAUCAAUUCACAAUUCUUGGAUGGGUACAUGCAUUACUUCUACAAAGAGAAAAAUGAGCUUUAUCAAGUUAACUAUCCCACAAUCUGACUGAAGCCUUGUAAUAAAAUGACUUCCCUGCUAACAAUCUUUACUUUGGCGGUUACAUUUAAUUCGCAAACAACAGUGGACGUAAUAAAAUGAAAAUUUUGCCAAUGUCUGAGCAAGGUAUACAAUUGUUUGAUAAUACAAAAUAGUUUAUUCACAUCAAUACUUAACAUGGUCAAACUCUCAUAAUUUAUUCCACAAACUCCUAAAUUUGUGAUGUUCAAAUUUCACGUAUCAAAGUUAUACAUAUUUAAUUGUCUUACUCAGAAAAGUAACAGAUUUUCGUUAUCAAGUGAACAUUGCUGUAGGUUGCGGAUAUUGGCAGCAUUGUUUGAUGCGAAAAAAUUUGAAUGUCAAUCUAGAUGUAAGGAUGAAUCACUGAAUGGUCAAUUCAAAAGUUUGAGAAAAUAGAAUUAUUCCUUAUUGAGCAACAGACGAACUCCUGUUGUUCAUUCAGAACUGUGUUUACAUAUAAGUUUGAAUAUGUUAAGUAGACAUAGAAAUAGCAUGACCUUACUCAUCAUAACUAUGUCAUUAUUUGACAACAUACGUAAUUAUUUGACAUACAUCAUUACUCGACAUACGCCAUUAUUUGACAUACGUCAUUAUUUGAUAUACGUCAUUAUACAACAUGACAUUGCUCAACAUACGUCAUAUUAACUUGUCCUUACUUAACAUAUGUCAUUAUGACAUACAUCAUAUUAACAUGUCAUUACUCGACAUAUGUUAUUAUUUGACAUACAUCACAUUUACAUGUCAUUUCCAACUUGUAGUGCUUGUUCUGAAUGCUGGAGUAAAAACUAACAACAAUAACAACAUAAAAACCAGUGCUGUUAAACCAAAGUUUACAGAUAUUGAUAUAACAAUUAAAUUAC
Molecule: messenger RNA, 3276 nt
Organism: Pecten maximus
Lineage: Eukaryota; Metazoa; Mollusca; Bivalvia; Pectinida; Pectinidae
Product: proline-serine-threonine phosphatase-interacting protein 1-like
Exons: 11
Coding region: 129-1097 (322 amino acids)
Biological process (GO): actin filament polymerization
Cellular component (GO): cytoplasm; plasma membrane; actin filament
Molecular function (GO): actin filament binding
Source: RefSeq, a predicted model, not a curated record